This is a messenger RNA of Paracoccidioides brasiliensis Pb18, 6327 nucleotides long. RefSeq lists its product as uncharacterized. Gene Ontology annotation, molecular function: serine-type endopeptidase activity; polygalacturonase activity. The record is from RefSeq and is a predicted model, not a curated record. The coding region runs from base 1 to 6327 and encodes 2108 amino acids. The transcript is spliced from 20 exons. Gene Ontology annotation, biological process: proteolysis.
AUGAUAUACCCAAAGAAUAUGAGUUCGUUGGGGUUGUUUCUUCAAUUUCUGUCCCUCGUGGCAGCACAGGCUAGCUUGUUGUAUGAUCCCGCAAGAUUCCCUAAUAUCCCAAGCUAUGGGCCACAGCCCAACCCUCCGUAUAUGGUGGAUAAUCAAUACAAUUAUUUCAAAGUUGCACCAGAUAGAGGAGAACAAAAUGGACCAGUAUGGCUCGAGUCUGGUAGUUUCGAGACCUAUAUGUUAAACUCUGGGCACUCGAAACAACAUAACGACACCUCUGUUGAUGCCCCUGGAAACUUAAAAAAAAUUGUUGGAAGUGCUUCAAACACUACUGCUGCUAGUAGCUACUGGUUGCCGAAGCUCGCCCCGUUAGGACAACCUCUUGCGGGAGCUGGGUACAAGUUCUAUCGAGAUGUUGUGGAGUAUGGUGCUGAUAAUACGGGUGAGACAGAUGCCACAGAGGCAAUAAAUGCAGCAAUUGGAGAUGGCAAGCGGUGUGGAUUAGAAUGUGGGAAUACCUUUGUACAAGGAGCUAUAAUUUAUUUCCCGCCUGGAACAUACAAAAUCUGCCGGCCUGUCAUUCAGUUAUACUAUACACAGUUCAUUGGUGAUGCUCUGAACCCACCCACAAUCAAAGGGUGUGAUACCUUCCAAGGGAUUGCUCUUUUUGAUACAGAUCCAUAUAUCCCUGGUGGAAAUGGCCAAAAUUGGUAUAUCAACCAAAAUCAGUUCUUCCGUCAGAUUCGUAAUUUUAUCUUUGACUUAACAGAGAUGCCCUUGACAACAGAUGAUCAUGAUCAGCCACUUGUGCCAACAGGUAUUCAUUGGCAGGUCUCCCAGGCCUGCUCAUUGCAGAAUCUUGUGUUCAACAUGCCAGAGGCAACUGAUGAUAACAAAGUCACUCAUGUAGGCAUUUUCAUGGAGAAUGGUAGUGGUGGAUUUGUCUCUGACUUGGAGUUCAAUGGGGGAAAUAUUGGCUGGCGUGCUGGCUCUCAGCAGUAUACAGCAAUGAAUCUCAAAUUCAAUGGCUGCCUUACUGCAGUUCAGAUGAUUUGGUCCUGGGGCUUUAAUUGGCAGCGUAUUGAGGUUGAUGGUGGAGCCAUUGCUUUCAACAUUAGUGGCAGAGGGGGUAGCACAGGCCAAGGCAUAGGCUCUGUCUCCAUCAUUGACUCUCGGAUCUCCAACUGUCCUAUUGCUAUCUUGACCAACACUCGGAAGGAUGGGGUCAAUGGCUCUCCCAACAUUGUCAUUGACAAUUUGGCAAUGUAUAAUGUUGAGACAACAGUGCAGAGUGAUAAUGGUGAUGUAAUUCUUAAAGGCACUGACUUUGUUAAACUUUGGGCGAUUGGACGUCGCUACAAUGGAUACAAUGGAACUUACACUGCAGGUGAAGUUGAUGCACCUAGAAAGGGGUCAGGCUUGCUGAACAUAAAUGGCAAGCUCUUCUAUCAACCUCGCCCUCAGUAUGAAGACCUCAGGUUGGAUCAAUUUCUCAUUGCCACAGAACAUGGCUGCAUGAAUGAUGGCACUGGGGAUAAUACAGCAGAUAUUAAUUCUUUUCUUGAGAAAGCCAACAGAGGUGGCAAGGUUGCUUAUUUUCCAGCAGGCAUCUACAGAGUUGGUGGCACUGUACUUAUCCCAACAGGUUCUAGAGUGCAAGGUGCGAGUUGGUCACAAAUACAGGGGGCUGGAGUCUAUUUCAAUGACCUUCACAAUCCACGCGUGGUUGUACAGGUUGGUGAGAGAGGUGAUGUGGGUUCUAUGGAGAUAGUUGAUAUGAUGUUCACUACUCAAGGAGCUACAGCUGGUGCGAUAGUUCUUGAAUGGAAUGUGCAUCAAGAUCGCCAAGGAUCUGCUGCUAUGUGGGACUCUCAUGUGCGUGUUGGGGGAUCUCUUGGUACAGAUCUGGAUGUCAAAACCUGCCCAAAGUUUGAAUUUAGGGAUGCAUGUAUUUGUGCUUCUCUUCUAUUCCAUGUCACACCACAGGCCUCAGGCUAUUUUGAGAAUGUAUGGAUAUGGUUGGCAGACCAUGACAAUGACAUGAGUGUUUAUGACUCGCCUGACAAGUUGUCAAAUCAAAUUAGCCUAUAUGCUGCCCGUGGAACACUGAUAGAGUCCGAAGGACCCUCUUGGUUCUAUGGCACCGGUUCUGAACACACUGUCAUGUACCAGUAUCAACUCUACGGAGCAAAAAAUAUAUACCUUGGUCAUAUUCAAACAGAGACCCCAUAUUAUCAGCCAGUUCCAAUAGCACCUUUGCCAUUUGUCCCUGGCAAGGAGUUCCCUGGUGAUCCAUCUUUUGAGAAGUGCAAGACUAUUGGCUGUCAAGCAGCUUGGGGCCUGCGCAUUAUCAACUCAAAGAGUAUAACACUGCAUAGUUCAGGAUUAUACAGCUUUUUCCAGGAGUAUUAUCAAGACUGUGUUCCAACACAUAAUUGCCAAGAGCGUUCUCUUGAAGUUAGAGGUAGCAAGGGUGUUGCUCUCUUCAACAUUUUCACAGUUGGCAUGGUGGAAAUUGGAACUGGUAUCAACCAUGGUGCGGUUCUCCAAAAUGACUCAAAUCAAAGUGGAUUUACUACGGAGGUUAGCGUUUGGCUUCCUUUGUCAGGAGACGAUGAAUAUGACAUUGUUUAUGUCGGACCUGAAGUGUAUGAGAAGCCCUCAGUUACAUGUCCUGCUGAUUGCAUUCUGGUGUUUCCAACUAGUUCACUCUCUUCACGAACAACCAUUGAUCCUGGUAACUAUACAACUUCUCUUGAGUAUGGACACCGCGGCACAACAAUUAUAAGUGGGCGAGAAGUACCCACAUUCUACACAACAGUUACAACAAUCACAUUGGCUAUAGACCCAAUCAUCACAGAUGGAAUGCCCUACUCAAACAUCAAUAUUACUAAAGGACAGACAAGUGCUGUUCUCACUGUCCUGCCUAGUGUUGAUAUUCCACCUGUUCCUGUUCCCAUGCCAGAUGGAGAAGGAAAGACAACCACUCGCAAUGUCACAGUUCCACCAUGGCCAGAUAUCACCAGAGGGCCACCUGAGAGCUGGAGUGAUCCUAAUGCCUCCCCUACAGAGGGCACCAGAGAAGGAGUUUAUCACACUCCUUUUGUGACCACUGUUGUAGCCACUCGUCCAACAGUCUCAACCAUUUCAUUUUCAUCAACUGUCAGUCCAAUUGUGGUUGAGUGUCCCCCUAACUCAAAAGUUCCUUUCAAUACUCCAAAGACAACACCUACAAUUAACUGUAGAAAACCCACAACAGUGUCUAUUGGCUUCACUUGUCCAGCAACCAAAGUUGUCACAUUUAUUGGUUCUUCUACUGGAGUUUUUACAGUUGACUGCACUGUCUCAACAACAUUCACCAAGUCAGAAGAAACAAUUACACCAAGCCCCACGAAUAAACCGACAACUACUCAGCCACUACCAGUGUGGUCAACAUGGCCACCUAGAGUAAUCACGCCGAUUGAGGAAGAGGUAAAGAAGCCAGAACCAGGUAAAACACCUUGCAAACUCUGGUUUUUCUCUUUCUGUCUGAACAGAGAAAAAGGUGAAACCAGAGGUUUACGCUGGAUUCUCCCACCUGGCAUAUACCCACCGGGCCCUCCACCUCCACGUGCAAUAAAUCUUCCAUCAUGGACAAUAAAAUCUCCGCUUCCACCUUGGCCCCCAAUCACUGUUGGGCGAGAUAAUAUCAUAACAUACCCCCAGAAGGAGCCCACUAAGUGUGAGAAAAAAUCAGCAUCAAUUUGUGCAACAACUGUUUUCAAGGCAACAACCACUAGAGGGACAAUCACCUCUACAUCCUCAUCCACCAGUUCCACUUGUGAUACAAUUUACGGCUGUUCAGCAUCAGAUUGGGAUACAACAACAACUAGAACAAAACCAGAUAACUGCCCGUCGCCAACAGCCAAACCAGGGCAGGCUGCUGCACGGCCCCCUAUACCACCAUGGGGAUGCCCUGCAAAUGCCCUCGUGUAUCCAUCAGACAUGGAUGACGUGCGACAUAUUCGUGAGCUUCUCGCUAAAUACAAAGACAAAUAUGUGGAGGUCAAGUCAGAGGCGCUUCAUUUCACAGUAUUCUUUUGGGUUCCUUACUUGGACCAAGAGACCAUGAAUACCUUGGUAGAAUCUCCCGAUGUUGCAGAUGCGUUUUAUUACGAACACAGGCCUGAUAAUGAUGGUAUUCUGACUGAUCUGCGCGGCAGAGUCAGAGACAUAAGUUACAAUGUCGAUGCCAUCAAAUCUCACGGUCAGGGAGGUGUCAAUCACUCGAAUGACAGUGUGGUGGCUCAAGGCAAUGGUAAUGUGGAUCAACUCAUGCCAUCAGCUCUGAUAGCACGAGAGAGCAAUUAUAUUUGGGAUCUCUCACAGAUCUCCAUGCCGAGAGGCAUGAUUUGGAAGGACCCUUACAGUGCUACAUUAAGUGCCAAUGGUCAGUUUAUGUUCCAUUAUGAUAGAAUCUCAGGAGACGAUCAGUAUAUAUAUAUAAUGGACGAAGACGAAAUCUCGGAAACCCACCCUGAAAUGACACAUCAUAAUGACAUUGAAUAUUUGCGGCCGGAUGAUCGAUACAGUGAUCCAGGGCCAGCUCGACCUGAUGUGGAGCACGGAACUGGGGUAGCUUCCAAAGUUAUAGGGCGGAAUUUGGGUUCAUGCCAGAGGUGUACACUCAUUGUUUCAUCUUUAUUCGAAGGAGUUGAUGAGCAAGAUGAGAGUGUGACUCUGGCACGAUACUUGGACCAAGUGAGAGGUGUCAUUGAUGAUGUUUUACUAAAAAACCGCAUGGGCAAGGCAGUCAUUAACAUAAGCGCAAAUUUCGAUCCAACUGUGGGGGUUGUCUUCAUACGGGAGCUGCAUAAGCUCCUCGUUGAGCUAGACGGUCUGAAUGUUGCUAUAGUUGUCUCAGCUUCCAAUCGUGCUGACGAAUCACCUGAAAUCGAUCGUUAUCCUGCUUUAUUUGCCAAACCUGGAAGUGAUCUUUACAUACCAAAUCUGAUCGUUGUGGGAGCAACAGACGCACAUGGCCACAUCACGGAUUUCAGCCAAUACGCUGACUGGAUGACCACUUUUGCUCCUGGAGAUAACAUUUGGAUUCCUCUAGGUGACAUGGACUACAUGACAUCCAGUGGAACAUCAUAUUCUGCCCCCUUCGUGUCUGGUUUAAUAGGAUACUUUCGGUCACUUCCAUCCCCUUGGGUAAACCAGCUAAAGGACCCUGGCAGUGUCAAAAAGAUGAUCAAGCUUUUUCACCGUCGCAUUGUCGUCAGUAAUGAACCGAUAAAUGUCCAUAAGAUGAAACCCAUCAUCUGGAAUGGUCAGUUUGGAGAGUAUUCCUGUUUAUCUGACUAUCGAACCGUCGAGCAAUGGGAUCCCAGAGGUUAUUGCCCAAGAAUCAAACUGGACCUUCAUGAGGAGACGAAUGAUGGAGAAACGGUGGCGCCUUGCCGUUAUGAUUCCGUAGUACUUGAUAAUUCACUGAAGCGGUUUGAUGGGUCUUAUUGUCCCCGUCUUCCCAAGACUGGCCCAAGUGGUCAUACUGUUAGCUUCACCAGUAAUGGCAGAGUGAAGCCAUCACCCACAUGUGCAUCUGGAACUGGUUGUGGUGGCCGCCUAUGCACAGGCUUCUUCUGUUCUACCAUGCCGACAGGAGUGCCCCCGGACCGCCAUGAUCCAAAAGACCCAAAUGCAAGCAGUCGGGUGCCGACAACCACCAAGCCCAGUGACCCAGAACCGACAUGCGGCGACAAAUGCAAGUUGGACAAGGGAAACCGAUGUUCGUGUGGUGAGAAUGGAUGUGAUGAUCAAUCACCUAGCUGCUGUGCCAAUGCCAGCUGCCCCUAUUGUGAGUGUGGUGAGAAUGGUUGUACCCCCAGCUCACCUUGGUGCUGUGGAAAUGAUUCGUGUGAGUGGUCAAGGACAGGUGGUGGUGGAGGGAACAAUCCUCGCCCAAAACCAAGGACUGGUUUUGUCUUGAUUUCUGUGUCUAAUGUCGAGAAUCCCGCUCCACCACAUAUUCAUCAUUAUUGGGAACUCUGGUCAGCCACACCGUCAAAAAAUGUUGACAUGUGUAAAGAUGACCCUCUUGUGAAAGAAAAAACGGACGACAUAGCAGGGGCGUUCCCGCCCUCACUUGGACCAUUUACUGCAAAUGGGGUUACAUGCAAAUAUAUUGGCAACAAGAAGAAUGCUGGUAAGCUGGAAUGUGAUACUAAUGUGUCCAAAACUUCAUGCAAGGCUGUGGAUCCAAUUAAGAAAUACGAAUGUACCCUAGAAAACCCGAUAAAAUAUCUCACUGUCAGCUGUGAGUGGGAGGCACAAGAAUUGCCCUAA